GGCGCGGGGCGGCGCGGCGAGGGUCGGGCAGGGCGAGCGAUGCCGGCCAGGGAGAGAGCGCCGGUUUGCCCCGUUGGAGUCCUUCGCGUGGUUCGUGGAGACACCGGGGCUCCUCCCUUCCCGGGCGCCUUGGCAGUGGAGACGUCGGAGGCACCCCACGUUGCAUCUGUGAUCGAGGAGCGAAAUCUUUCACAGAGACCCGAAUGGUGGGAUGGAAGGGAUCUUGCAGAUGAUACAGGAAAUCGACUUCGGUUCCAGUUGGAGUUGGAGUUUGUUCAGUGCCUAGCAAAUCCCAAUUAUCUCAACUUUCUUGCACAAAGAGGAUACUUCAAAGACAAAGCUUUUGUAAACUAUCUUAAAUAUUUACUCUAUUGGAAAGAACCUGAAUAUGCAAAAUACUUGAAGUAUCCUCAGUGUUUGCACAUGUUAGAGCUGCUCCAGUAUGAACACUUUCGCAAAGAACUGGUAAAUGCUCAGUGUGCCAAGUUUAUUGAUGAGCAGCAGAUUCUUCACUGGCAGCACUAUUCACGGAAGAGAAUGCGCCUCCAGCAAGCACUAGCAGAGCAGCAGCAACAAAACAACACCUCAGUAAAAUGAAAGGCACUUGGAAGAGUGAUGAUGUGUACUUCACAUUAAUUCAAGUAUUUAUAAGAAAGGAAUGAAGUCUUUGUCUUUUGUAGGUUUUGCUGUGUGUAUACAUUUAAUUUGUGAUUUGCCAGGUGACUUUGUCUUUCACCAGCUUGUAACAUUUUUACCAUAGCAGACUGAAACACCUACUUCUGCCAUUUCUUUUGUGGCAUGGGCAAUCUUGUUGAGUAUUGCUUAUGGUAUUUGUUCCUUUUGAAAACCAAGCUUACUUUUUGAGGGCCCUGACACUGCUGUAUCAACAAAAAAUGUAGUUCAGAAGUUUUUAUAGUAAAGGCAUGUUCUAUGGAGAACAAUGAUAUGUCUCCGAGCGACAUGACUAAUGUGUACUGCUCUUUAUAAGCAAAGCUGAAGUCAUUGCGGUUGUUGCACAAAAUUUAAUUUGUAAUUUUUUGCCUGGAAACAGAGCUGAGCUAUUACUUGUCCAUUCUGUUCACUUGCUUUUUUUGGGGAUGUGAGCAGGGGUGUCUUAAGAGUUCUCUUGAGAAUGUAUUUUAGAGACAAACGAAUUGUGAAGAGAUAAGGACUGCCAGAGUGGAGCAAAGAUAGGUAAUGAUAAACUUUAGUGGAACAGAUAGAGCUAUGGGCUGUUUUCUUCUUAGGUUCUGUUACAAAGAAGUUGUAAACACUUGCAAAAUUGGAGAAACAUUUAUCAUGCGUUCUUGUAUAGCUGUUGGGUUGUUGUUUUUUUCUGUAAGAGUGCAGAUCAUGGUAGCUGUGAGGGAUUUCAUUUUCAUAUUUUAGAUUGUGUUCAUGCUGCAUUCACAUUGUAUUUCAUACUCUUGUAGGUGCGGCAGCACAGUCCGUGACAGGGAGACUGUUAGCCCUCAGCUCAUCAUUCUUGGUGCUGAACAGAUAAGCUGUUAAACAUCUUAUUGAAAAUUUAUCUUUACAGCUUCAGCAGCUGCAUAAAAUUAGCUUCAGGAAGAAAAAG
Molecule: messenger RNA, 1579 nt
Organism: Meleagris gallopavo (turkey)
Lineage: Eukaryota; Metazoa; Chordata; Aves; Galliformes; Phasianidae
Gene: MED31
Product: mediator complex subunit 31
Biological process (GO): regulation of DNA-templated transcription
Cellular component (GO): mediator complex
Molecular function (GO): transcription coregulator activity
Source: RefSeq, a predicted model, not a curated record